Molecule: messenger RNA, 2239 nt
Organism: Mandrillus leucophaeus (drill)
Lineage: Eukaryota; Metazoa; Chordata; Mammalia; Primates; Cercopithecidae
Gene: MYOC
Product: myocilin, trabecular meshwork inducible glucocorticoid response
Exons: 3
Coding region: 254-1729 (491 amino acids)
Biological process (GO): signal transduction; osteoblast differentiation
Cellular component (GO): Golgi apparatus
Source: RefSeq, a predicted model, not a curated record
CUAAGAAUCUUGCUGGCAGUGUGAAGGCAACCCCCGCUGUGCACAGCCCCACCCGGCCUCACGUGGCCACCUCUCUUUUCCCUCAUGAAGGGCUGGCUCCCCAGUAUAUAUAAACCUCUCUGGAGCUCGGGCAUGAGCCAGCAAGGCCACCCAUCCGGACACCUCUCAGCACAGCAGAGCUUUCCAGAGGAAGCCUCACCCAGCAUCUGCACUGAGGUUCUUCUGUGCACGUUGCUGCAGCUUUGGGUCCGAGAUGCCAGCUGUCCAGCUGCUGCUUCUGGCCUGCCUGGUGUGGGAUGUGGGGGCCAGGACAGCUCAGCUCCGGAAGGCCAAUGACCGGAGUGGCCGAUGCCAGUAUACGUUCAUUGUGGCCAGUCCCAAUGAAUCCAGCUGCCCAGAGCAAAGCCAGGCCAUGUCAGUCAUCCAUAACCUACAGAAAGACAGCAGCACCCAGCGCUUAGACCUGGAGGCCACCAAAGCCCGGCUCAGCUCCCUGGAGAGCCUCCUCCACCACCAGUUGACCUUGGACCGGGCUGCCGGGCCCCAGGAGACCCAGGAGGGGCUGCAGAGGGAGCUGGGCACCCUGAGGCGGGAGCGGGACCAGCUGGAAACCCAAACCAGAGAGUUGGAGACUGCCUAUAGCAACCUCCUCCGAGACAAGUCAGUUCUGGAGGAAGAGAAGAAGAGACUGAGGCAAGAGAAUGAGAAUCUGGCCAGGAGGUUGGAAAGCAGCAGCCAGGAGGUAGCAAGGCUGAGAAGGGGCCAGUGUCCCCAGACCCGAGACACUGCUCGGGAUGUGCCACCAGGCUCCAGAGAAGUUUCUACAUGGAAUUUGGACACUUUGGCCUUCCAGGAACUGAAGUCCGAGCUAACUGAAGUUCCUGCUUCCCGAAUUUUGAAGGAGAGCCCAUCUGGCCAUCUCCGGAGUAGAGAGGGAGACAACGGAUGUGGAGAACUAGUUUGGGUAGGAGAGCCUGUCACGCUGAGAACAGCAGAAACAAUUACUGGCAAGUACGGUGUGUGGAUGCGAGACCCCAAGCCCACCUACCCCUACACCCAGGAGACCACAUGGAGAAUCGACACAGUUGGCACAGAUGUCCGCCAGGUUUUUGAGUAUGACCUCAUCAGCCAGUUUAUGCAGGGCUACCCUUCUAAGGUUCACAUACUGCCCAGGCCACUGGAAAGCACCGGUGCUGUGGUGUACUCGGGGAGCCUCUAUUUCCAGGGCGCUGAGUCCAGAACUGUCAUAAGAUAUGAGCUGAAUACCGAGACAGUGAAGGCUGAGAAGGAAAUCCCUGGAGCCGGCUACCACGGACAGUUCCCGUAUUCUUGGGGUGGCUACACAGACAUUGACUUGGCUGUGGAUGAAUCAGGCCUCUGGGUCAUUUACAGUACUGAUGAGGCCAAAGGUGCCAUUGUCCUCUCCAAACUGAACCCAGAGAAUCUGGAACUUGAACAAACCUGGGAGACGAACAUCCGUAAGCAGUCAGUCGCCAAUGCCUUCAUCAUCUGUGGCACCUUGUACACCGUUAGCAGCUACUCCUCAGCAGAUGCAACCGUCAACUUUGCUUAUGACACAGGCACAGGUAUCAGCAAGACCCUGACCAUCCCAUUCAAGAACCGCUACAAGUACAGCAGCAUGAUUGACUACAACCCCCUGGAGAAGAAACUCUUUGCCUGGGACAACUUGAACAUGGUCACUUAUGACAUCAAGCUCUCCAAGAUGUGAAAAGCCUUCAAGCUGUACCAGCAAUGGCAGAAGGAGAUGCUCAGGGCUCCUGAGGGGAGCAGGCUGAAGGGAGAGCCAGCCAGCCAGGGCCCAGGCAGCUCUGACUGCUUUCCAGGUUUUCAUUAAUCCACAAGGAUGAACAUGGUCACCAUCUGACUAUGCAGGAAUUGUAGUCUGAGGGCAUAGACAAUUUCAUAUGAGAAUAAAUAUCCUUUUCUUCUGUCAGCAUUUAUGGGAUGUUUAAUGACAUAGUUCAAGUUUUCUUGUGAUUUGGGGCAAAAGCUAUAAGGUAUAGUAGUUUCUUCCUGAAAACCAUUGCUCUUGCAUGUUACAUGGUUACCACAAGCCACAAUGAAAAGCAUAACUUCUAAAGGAAGCGGAAUAGCUCCUCUGGCCAGCAUCGAACAUAAGUAAGAUGCAUUUACUACAAUUGGCUUCUAAUGCUUCAGAUAGAAUACAGUUGGAUCUCACAUAACCCUUCGCAUUGUGAAAUAAAAUUUUCUUACCCAA